Messenger RNA from Talaromyces rugulosus, 2445 nucleotides. RefSeq lists its product as uncharacterized. The record is from RefSeq and is a predicted model, not a curated record. The transcript has 4 exons. Gene Ontology annotation, molecular function: DNA-binding transcription activator activity, RNA polymerase II-specific; zinc ion binding; RNA polymerase II cis-regulatory region sequence-specific DNA binding. The coding region runs from base 1 to 2445 and encodes 814 amino acids. NCBI's taxonomy places the organism in Eukaryota, Fungi, Ascomycota, Eurotiomycetes, Eurotiales, Trichocomaceae. Gene Ontology annotation, biological process: DNA-templated transcription; regulation of transcription by RNA polymerase II. Gene Ontology annotation, cellular component: nucleus.
AUGGCAUCGGUGGUGGACCAGCACCAGAACACCAACAACAAUGGGCUGCCGGCCGCAGAUCCGGAAUCAGCUCACGCCGAAACGACGCGCCCGCGCAAACGUCGCAGGCGAACAGUUGCCUGCACCCAGUGUCGCACGCGGAAAUUGAAAUGCGAUCGCGAGUAUCCGACAUGUGGCCGCUGUCUAAAGAGCCGUACUCCAGGGCGAUGCACAUAUGAAGACAGCUUUGUGUGGCAGCAGCCAAAGACCGUCCCGUCCUCUUCGUCCACCAGCCCGGCCGCCGUUCUCGAUCGUCUGGGCAAUGGGAGCAACAGCCAUAAUAACAACAACAAAAGUGGCAGCCAGAUCUCUCUCCCCCCGGCGAGCAGCAUUGCGGCCAUCUCGCCGCAGCCGUCCGGCGCUUCGGCUUCCCUCUCGACUCGCGCAUAUGCUCUUCCGCCGCCCGCAGGACCAUCCCGACCCCGGUUUCUAGAUACCGUUCUGGAUGCGCCGAAUCCCUCUGCUGCCAACACCUGGAUGUCGAUUCCGGAAAAUGAAGUAAAUGGAUAUGCCCGUAAUAAUCAUCACUACCAUGAUCAUGACCACCAAGAUAGUAAUGACCAGAUCCUGGCGUCGCCUUCUCAGAAGCUGGAGUUCCCUAACAAGUUUGCCAUCCGGGGCAAGGAAACGAGAACUCGCUUUAACGGGAACGGAAUCUUUGCGAACCUGUUUCUCCAAUUCCCUCACCUCAAAUCGUUUCUCGGUGAGCUCAAGGCAAACCCUCUUAUCAAGCGCCUGCGAUGUGGUUACGAUACAAAACGGAAUUCUAUGAAGAUAAAAACAAAGGAGCCUAUACCAGACUUAAACACUGCAAUCUUGAUAUCUUUACUCCCCCACAAAAAUGUUGUCGAAGAGCUAUUCCAGCUGUACCUGGUCUAUGUUGAACCCUUCCAUAGAGUCAUCCAUAUCCCUACUUUCCGCCGAGAACUCUCCGAAUUGUGGCCUCGAAUAGACACACCCGACAUGGUUUCCGCUGCUUUCGUUUCCCAGCUUCUAUUGAUUCUUGCUGCUGCUACUGCAUUUGUCGAGGGAGAGCGCCCUAUUGUCUUUUCAGACUCAAGUGUUAUCCAUCGGUAUCAGAUCGUGAACUGGAUCCGGUAUGCGGAAAGAUGGCUGGAGACGUCCAACAUAAAGCGCCCGGACCUUACCAUUCUGCGCAUCCACUGCUUGAUCAUUAUAGCGCGAAACACACAGGGCCUAAAGCGUAGUAGCGCUUGGCUAGCAACAGGCCACCUCGUGAAGCUUGCCAUGACCGCGGGCUACCACCGGGACCCCGAUAAUGUAUCGCGUAUCUCGGUCUUUAACAAAGAAAUGAGAAGGCGCAUGUGGGCUACCAUUGUGGAGCUGGACAUCCAGGUAUCCCUAGACAGAGGCUUGGCUCCGUCAGUACAAGCCUCUGCUUUUGAUUCUGCGGCGCCAUUGAAUAUCAAUGAUGAUGAAAUCAACGAAAACACGACCGAGGAACCCCGCUCGAAGCCCUUGCAAGAAUUCACCGACUGUACAUUCACUUGUGCCCUUGCACAAUCACUUCCACUCAGACUGAAGAUUGGUGGCUUGAUGAAUUCAAUAGUGGUGUCGUGUUCUUAUGAUGACAUCCGGAGACUUGAAUGGGAACUGAGCUGUCUUCAAGCUGGCCUCCCAGUGUGGCCGGCAAUUGCCGAUCAGCAAACUAACCAGAAAAUCAGUCUCGCGAGGGCCUAUAUCGAAACUAAACUUGAUCAAGGGCUGCUAGCCAUCCAUACCCCGUUCGCAGUUGAAGCGAAUGAGGAUCCUUUGUUCGAACCUUCAGCUAGAAUGUGUCUCGAAGCUGCUGCUCAGAUUCUCUCACGACAGCUGAAAUUCCAAGAAACGUCACCCCAACUCUCGACCGCCCAUCUUUCUGAUAGUGUGAUCCAAUCCGCCAUGUCUGUGCUGCAGCAUCUUCACUCAACCCGUAUCGGCUUUACAUCUCCUCUACUUCGCGAGAUGGUUCCUGGCAUCACUGAUAGUCUGCUCGAUCUCAUUGAUAGGAUCAUGUUUUGCAUUGAAAACAGACAGCCGAUGAUCAUCAAGGGUCUCAAACAGUUUUUUAUUCUCAACAUGGUUUUAUCCGCCGUCAAAGCCCAACUAUUCCCGCAUCAAGCAGAGAUGCACAAGCAAUUAGCCAUUGACCGCAUGACGGCGCUUGGCCAGAAGAUGAUUGCACGCGAUAUUGAAGGAAACACCGACGGGGUUGACUUGCCAUCGGCAUCCCAAGUCCCUAGUCUCGCGUCAGCCGCUGGUCAGACUCCACUUGAAAGCAUACCGAGUUCUUUAGAAGGAAGCAGUAACAUCGGAGACUUGAUGCUGACACCGCCGGAUGAUUUCAACGCUCUUUUGCAAAUGUUUGACUGGGAGGACUUUUCGACCAUGCCAUAUUCGCUGUAA